CAGCAGCAGCCAGAACAGCGCAUGGGAGAGAAACCAUUCAGAAGUUGUGUGGACACGGCCUCUUUCGUGAAGAGCUGUGGAUUCCAUGAUUCAGGAAAGCCCUUUACCUGUGGAGAGAUUGAGAAAGGCUUCCUGCCUGGCUUGGAGCAUCUGCAGCAAGGGGCCACUCAUACUGCGGAAAAGCCAAACAGAAUCACCCAGUGCAGGGUAACUUUACAGAGCAGAAAAAGUCCUUACACCUGGGGAGACUACAAGAAAGUCUUUGGUCCCAAACACACGCUUUCUCAGGACCAGUGUUUUGUGUGCAGUGAAUGUGGAAAAACAUUCAGGUACAAAUCUUCAUUUGCUAUCCACCAGAGAUUCCAUACUGGAAAAAGUCAUCUUGAGUUUGGUGAAUGUGGAAAAUCCCUUCGGCAAAGCUCAACCCUCAGUCAACAUGGAAAGACUCACUCCGGAUCCAGGCAACACAAGUGCAGCAAAUGUGGGAAAUCCUUAAGCCACAAAUCCGUCCUCAUUCGUCCCCAGCGAUGGCACAGUGGAGAAAACAGUUAUGUAUGUGGUGAAUGUGCAAAAGCUUUUAGUCAGAGUUCAGUGUUGAUUCCAUGUAGCGUUCAAACUGGAGAGAGGCCUUAUAAGUGUGGGGACUGUGCAAAAUCUUUUACCUCUAUCUCUGCCCUCAGUUAUCAUCAGAGAUCUCACACAGGGGAAAGGCCUUAUGAGUGCAGUGAAUGUGGGAAGUCUUUUAUCUCUAGGUCUGACCUCCGUUAUCAUCAGAGAGUUCAUUCUGGAGAAAGGCCUUAUGAGUGCAGUGAGUGUGGAAAAUCCUUUAUCACUCGUACUGCUCUCCGUUAUCACCACAGAGUUCACACCGGAGAGAGGCCUUAUGAGUGCAGUGAAUGUGGCAAGUCCUUUACUCGAAGAAAUAACCUAAUUAUACACCUAAGAGUUCACUCAGGUGAAAGACCUUAUGAGUGUAGUGAAUGUGGGAAAUCUUUUACCUUCAGCUCCAGCCUGCGUUACCACCACAGAGUUCACACUGGAGAAAGACCUUAUGAGUGUAGUGAAUGUGGGAAAUCUUUUAACAAUAGGUGGACACUUAUUCGACACCGGAGAAUUCACACAGGAGAAAAGCCUUAUGUGUGCAAUAAAUGUGGGAAAUCUUUUACCUGUAGCUCCACCCUCCAAUAUCAUCACCGAGGUCACCUCGGAGAGAGGCCUUAUGAGUGCAGUGAAUGUGGGAGAUCUUUUACUACUAGUUCUGCCCUCCGUUAUCACCAGAGAGUUCACACUGGAGAAAGGCCUUAUGAGUGCAACGAAUGUGGGAAAUCUUUUAUUUCUAGGUCUGACCUCCAUUAUCAUCAUAGAGUUCAUUCUGGAGAAAGGCCUUAUGAGUGUAGUGAAUGUGGGAAAUCCUUUAUUCGAAGAAAUAACCUUAUUUUACAUCAGAGAGUUCACACAGGAGAAAGGCCUUACAAGUGUAGCGAAUGUGGGAAAUCUUUUAAUAAUAGGUGGACUCUGAUUCAACACCAGAGAGUUCACACAGGGGAAAAACCAUAUGUGUGCAACGAAUGUGGGAAAUCUUUUACCUGUAGCUCCACACUCUGUUACCACCAAAGAGUUCAUGAAGGUAAAAGGCCAUAUGAGUGCAGUGAAUGUGGGAAAUCUUUUACCUCCAGUUCUACCCUCCGUUACCAUCAGAGAGUUCACACAGGAGAGAGGCCUUACAAGUGCAGUGAAUGUGGGAAAUCUUUUACCUUUAGUGCCAGCCUUCGUUAUCAUCACCGAGUGCACAGUGGAGAAAGGCCUUAUGAGUGCAGUGAGUGUGGAAAAUCCUUUAAGGAUAGAUCACAAUUCAAUAAACACCGGAGAACUCACACGGGAGAAAGGCCUUAUGAGUGCAGUGAAUGUGGGAAGACUUUUAGCCAAAAAUCUUCCCUGUCAAUACACCAGAGAAUUCAUAACAGUGAACGGUCUUAUGAGUGUAGUGCUUGCGGAAAGUCUUUUACAUCUAUUUCUGGCCUUGGUUAUCAUCAUAGAGUCCAUAGAGGAGAAAAGCCUUAUCAGUGCAGUGAGUGUGGGAAAUCUUUUACCAACAGCUCUAUACUGAUUCGACACCAGAGGGUUCACACUGGAGAAAGACCUUAUGUGUGCAGUGAGUGUGGGAAAUCUUUUACUAGUAGCGCUACCCUCUCUUAUCAUCAGAGAGUUCAUGCAGGUAAAAGGCCUUAUGAGUGCAGUGAAUGUGGGAAAUCUUUUACUUCCAGUUCCACUCUUCGUUACCAUCAGAGAGUUCAUGCAGGAGACAGGCCUUAUGGGUGUAGUGAAUGUGGGAAAUCUUUUAUCUCUAGCUCCAAGCUACGUUAUCAUCAGAGAGUUCACACUGGAGAAAGGCCAUACGAGUGCAGCGAAUGUGGAAAAUCCUUCAGGGAUAGUUCCCAGUUCAGUCAACACCGGAGAGGUCACACUGGAGAAAGACCUUAUGCCUGCAGCGAAUGUGGGAAAUUUUUUACACGAAAAUCUACACUCUCUCAACAUCAGAGAGUUCAUGCUAGAGAACGGCCUUAGGUGUGAAGGGAAUGUGUAAUUUCCUAUCCACUGUAACAACACUGGAGGGAACUCUGAGGAAUCCUCUAUCUGGACUGAAUCUCACACAUGUAAACAUGCACAGUGGGGAGAUCCCUUGUAAGUUUCAGUGAUAUAGUAAGCUGUGUAAAUAUGUUGCACUUUCCAUACUAUCCAGGGCUAUUUUCAGAUUUAGGUCAUGGCUAGGUCUUGUGUCCAAAGCCUUUUCACCUCUGCUACCUGGCAGGUCCACAAAGUAUGCAUCAGAUUGCCACCACGGUGUGUUCCGGAACCGAAGGUCAGCUUCCCCAUCUCCUUGACUACCUUGGGCGUGAACCUGUAUCAUUGAUGACCCAGAGAAUAUGAGUUUGACUGGCAGCUUACAGAGAAUGACUACCUUUUUCAGGGACAUCAUGGUCUCCUGUGAUACUUGUGAGAUGUUUUUCCAGCUUCCACAUCACAAACUUGAGAACUAUCUGUCGCACGUUGCUUUGGCUUGUCUGAUAAUCAAGGCCUUAUAUAUAUUUUUUAAUGUUUACUUUUGAGAGUGAGAGAGAUAGCACACAAGCAGGGGAGGGGCUAAGAGA
Suricata suricatta (meerkat) is the source of this 3149-nucleotide messenger RNA. RefSeq names its product zinc finger protein 850-like. The record is from RefSeq and is a predicted model, not a curated record. Bases 22 to 2565 code for a protein of 847 amino acids. Gene Ontology annotation, molecular function: DNA-binding transcription repressor activity, RNA polymerase II-specific. Gene Ontology annotation, biological process: negative regulation of transcription by RNA polymerase II. NCBI's taxonomy places the organism in Eukaryota, Metazoa, Chordata, Mammalia, Carnivora, Herpestidae. The transcript has a single exon.